UUUUUUAAUUGCGGAUUCUAUCGUUUACACAACCUCUCCAUUGGGACCCUACUAGUCGUACAUGCUCAGAGUUCGAGAAGCGGCAUUCCGGCACUUGACUCGGUUUCCUUCACCGCUUGAUUACGUCUUCUGGUUUCCUUAUGUGGUCCUUUCCACACGGAUUUUCGCCACCACCAUCUAUACGUUAGAGGAAGACAGCUCUGCUUCUAUUGACAGCACGCAUAGGGCUCCUUGAGCAGGGAGGGGUUUCCCCACAUCACUGCCACCUUAAGUC
Messenger RNA from Lindgomyces ingoldianus, 274 nucleotides. RefSeq lists its product as uncharacterized. The transcript has a single exon. Bases 62 to 235 code for a protein of 57 amino acids. The record is from RefSeq and is a predicted model, not a curated record. Lineage: Eukaryota; Fungi; Ascomycota; Dothideomycetes; Pleosporales; Lindgomycetaceae.